Molecule: messenger RNA, 1842 nt
Organism: Paramecium tetraurelia
Lineage: Eukaryota; Ciliophora; Oligohymenophorea; Peniculida; Parameciidae
Exons: 3
Source: RefSeq, a predicted model, not a curated record
AUGAUUAAUUUACCUUUCCAUAAAUGGAAAUUGAAUUUUUAUGAUCCUAACUUUGAAGCUGAAUUCGAAGCUCAUUAAAACAAGAUUAGACUCAUUUCUUUUCAAAUGAUAAACUUAUUGGUUUCAGUAGCUGCUUUAAUUUUUUUAAUCACCUUUGUUAUUCAACAACAACCCAUUUAACUAAUAAUAAUAAUGAUAGGAGUAGUUGGAGGGUGUUUUUUUAUGUUUAUUAUUGGUAAGAAAUUGGAGCCAUACCUCAGAUAAAUUUUUUCAUUUUAUUUUGUUUGGAGUCAAUCAACAAAUGUAUUAAUUGCCUUUAGCGGAUUAAAUAUACCAACAUUUGUGUUUGGAUUCAAUACUUGUUGUUUCGCUGUAGGUACUUUAUAGUAUAGCGAUAACAGAUUAAAAUUAGUUUACACAAUUCUCACUCCUUUCAUACUUUUAUUGGUUUUUGAUGUCUAUAAAGCUGAUCAAAUUCAAUAUGUAUUUUAAACAAUUGCUUGUGUUGUUUGCCUUGGAAUUUGGACUUAUAUGCAAGAAUAUACAGCACGACUAGCAUUUUCACUGAAUUUAAUUGCUAAUAAAUAAAAAGAACUAAUCAAUGAAUUUGUAAGUGAUUCCAUGUUUGCAAUCAGCUUGGAUCCACGAACGAGAUAAUUUAUUUUAGAAUUUUAAAACAAAAAAUUUGAGGAGAGCAUGAAUAUCAAAGAAACUGAAUAAAUGAAGAAUUUUCUCAGGCAAUCAUAUUUGGUAGUAAAAAGUUAGGAGAGCUAAAAAAGAUUAACAGACAAAGGGAUUUAAAGAGGGUUAAAAUUAGAGGAGUUUUUAUUUAAAAAAAUAAAACCUGACUAAGAACCAAUUUUUAAGGACACAGACAAUGAAGUUGAAAUAAUGUAUCACAAUCAAAAUACAGAUUAAAUAAUGAGUAUGAAAAUUUAAAUAAAGUAAAUGAAUUUCGGAAAGCCCAUCUUAAUCGGAAUAAUUAAAUCUGAACAAGUAUCAAAUCUAAUAGGCGAACAUCAAAAAUAAAUAAAAGAACAUUAAAAUCUUAUGGUCAAUUUUUCAAUCUAAAUUGUAUCAUAGCAAGAAAAUUUAUAUAAAUAAAUCAAUAAAACAUAAUUUGGUAGUCCGAAUGAAUAAGAGUAAAUUAUGAGUCUAAAGUGCUUAAGCUUAUCUAUAAUUAAUUAUAUUAGGAAUUAUGUAUUGUAUUUUCAAAGAAAUAAGAUUUCUACUCAAUUACAAGUUUUUAAGAAGGUUAUGAUUUAUGAGUAUCUUAAAUCCAUUUAAUAAUACUUUCAUGCUAUAUCUUAGUAUCACAAUAUGAAAUUUAAUAUUUUUAAUCAUGUGGAUAAAAAUUGUCAAAUAAACGUCAAUAUCAAAUAUUUAACAUAAAUACUGUUUAACAUCUUUGAAUAAAUUGCUAAGUAAUCAUGCUACAUCAAUAAUGUAUCUCUCAAAAUAAUUGAAGAAUAUACUUAAAAUAAUCAGGUUUUAGAAACUAGAAGGAAGGCUGAGGAUUCCUAAAGUGCAUCAAAAUAAAUAAUUGAUUUAAAAUUAAUUCUGUUCUAAUUUGAUGUUGAAAGUUCAGAAUCACUUGAUUUGUCGUGCUUCAACAAAUUAGAAUAAAAUCAAAGAACAGAACAAGAUGAAAGUUAUAUCAUUUAAGAAGUUACAACCAGUUUACUCGAUUGUCUAAGCCCAAUCAAUAGAAUAUAAAUAGAUUAGAAUUUAAAAUUAGAAGAUGGCAGUUUUAGUCAUAAGUUUUCUUUCAAAAUAUAUUCGGAUUAAUCAUAAUUAGAACCAUCAUAUUUUAAAGCUAUUGAUAAACCAUUAAUUUAUUGA